AGGUUCUUUGACGCACUGGAUGCUGCAGCAGAGCCUCUCUCUCUCUGAAUCACAUGUCCUCAUCGUCCCGUUAUCCGCUGGGUGGAUAUAAAUACAGGCUGCAGCGCUGCUGGUACAGGCUCCACAGUUUCAGCCAAACAAACAGCAAAGGUCAUCAUAUCCUGCUCCCUCUAAGGGUCAGAGACGAUGUUAAUGAUGAUGAUGAUGAUGAAGAAGAAGGGGUCCAAAGAGUCCCUGGCUUUGCUGGCCUUCAUUCUGGCCUCAGCCAACUGUAUUCUGCAACCAUCCAAGGAAGAACUUAAUGAGAUCUCCAUCCAGGGUGAGAAGUAUCUGGAUAAGCAGAUUGAAAUCGCCAUCGAUGGCGUGAAGGAGAUGAAGACUGUGAUGCAGAAAUCCUCAGAGGACCACAAGUUGUUUGUGGAUGCUCUGGAGAAAACAAAGCAGCAGAAAGAGGAGGCAAUACAUGUAGCGGAGGAAAUGGAGGCCAAGCUGGCGAAGGAGGAGGAAGUUUGCAAUGACACCAUGAAGGCUCUGUGGGAGGAGUGUAAGCCCUGCCUGAAGAAGACCUGCGUUAAAUAUUACUCCAGGACCUGCAGCAGCGGAUCCGGAUUGGUGGGGCGUCAGCUGGAAGAUGUGCUGAACAGAACAUCUCCCUUCUCCAUCUGGAUCAACGGGGAGAGGAUCGACACUCUGGAGCAGGAGGGGCAGCGACAGACCAAACAGUUCAAGGACCUGGAAGAAAAAUACACAGAGAUGGAAGAUGGAGUGGAUAACAUCUUCUCAGAUAGCAUGAAGGCUGCCGAUCACAUCAACCCUCCAGGGUUCUUCUUUCCCAAAUUCCUGGCUCCGGUCACUCGUCGUGCCAGAAGCAUCCACAUGCUUUUCCAUGAUCCUUUCCACAACUUCCAGAGCUUGUUCUCCCCCAUGAUGGGAAUGAGCAGGAACCUGUUCGGCUCUAUGGACUCCAUGAUGGACUUAGACUCUGAUGCUGCCCCUAAUGAGGAUGGAAAUGUCAACGAAGAUGUGAUCAUCACAAAACCCUUCGGCGAUGGGAGGAUGACCUGCAGGGAGAUCCGUCGCAACUCGGCUGGAUGCAUCAAGUUCCGCGACGAGUGUGAGAAGUGCAAAGAAAUCCAGCAUCUCGACUGCUCUGGGAAGAAGCCUCUGGAGGGCCCACUGAAGGAGGAGCUCGAGGCUGCCCUGGCGAUGGCUGAGCGUUUCACCCAGCAGUAUAACUCCCUCCUGAAGAGGUUUGAGGAGCAGAUGUUCAACACCUCCUCCAUCCUCGACAUGCUCAACAUGCAGUUCGGAUGGGUGUCGUCUCUGGCAAACAACACCAAGGAUGGCAUCUUCAGCGUGAAGGGGGUGAUUUGCACGGGGGACACUGAAGAGAACCCAGGCGGAGAGAAGCAGACUGCAGAAACUAAAGUGUCCGUCCAACUCUUUGACUCUCCCCCCAUUAACUUCACUGUGCCAGGGGACAUUCCCUGGACCGACCCAAAGUUCUCCGAGGUGGUGGCUCAGAAGGCGCUGGACCGCUACAAGGAAACCAGCAUUGUCGUAAAAUAGAUUUCAGCUGGAUUCCCACCAGGAUCUUCGACUUCUGCUGACUAGACAAAUGCUCUGAAUCCAUCGAAACGCACCCGGGAGGAUGUAAACCCCUGAAGCUAAUGCACAAACUCCAAUCUUCCUCUUCCAUUCCUGCUUUUGCAACAAACACAAAGUUAAACCUCUAAGGUUUAAAUGGCAUCAUUAGACCUGCUGUAAGAGAAGAUAUUCAGUAGAUAACAAGCCUGACUCAUAUCUGUUGUACCUCAUAUGAUUAGGAAGGCCAUGCAUUGUAUGUGACCUGAGUCCACUAACAGGACCCAUGCUGUAAUAAGUGUUCUAAUAUUUUCUGUGUUUUUAGGACAUAAAUUACCACAAUUACUCCUGCUGUUUAUGCCAUGUGUUUUAGAGACUUUAUGAACGCAGAAAUCCAGGAUAGGAAGAGAAAGCUGGGAAUUAAGUAUACUUAACUCAAAACAUACUGUCUUAUUUGGGUGAGAAGGACCAACUGUUCUUACCAUGUUGUGGUGUUAAGGGGUCUAACAUAUAAGCAUGUCUGACAGCUCAGUUUCUAGACCCAUUUACUAUAUUUUGAUGCCAAAUGAUAAAUAAAAAGAAAAGUACACACAAUGGAGGAAAAGUGGAAUAAAUAUCCAGUUAGCUUAUUGUGGAGCAGGCUGAGGUUGUCACUGCUUUUAUAAAAUUGAAUGUAUAAGUUAAGCCAGGAAAACUGGAAAAUCUCAUCUUAGUCUGUUACCCAAUCAAGGUUUUGUGAAAUGGCUCUUGAUCUGCAUUGCUACUGUGCUCAAAGUUUUCUAAAAAGGUUAAAAUGGUUAUUUUUUGUGUGUUUAUCUCAGUAAUUUCAGAAAGUAAUUUCUUUAUGUGCACUUAAUAAAACCUGCUAAAACAUA
This is a messenger RNA of Girardinichthys multiradiatus, 2459 nucleotides long. RefSeq names its product clusterin (gene clu). The record is from RefSeq and is a predicted model, not a curated record. Bases 187 to 1569 code for a protein of 460 amino acids. Lineage: Eukaryota; Metazoa; Chordata; Actinopteri; Cyprinodontiformes; Goodeidae. The transcript is spliced from 10 exons.